AUGUCCGGAGUCAUUGACAACAAGGUUUGGCUUGGAGGACGAUACAGAAGGCUGUCAGCUAUCCGUACAUGUUUGUCCAAAUUGAAUGGCUUGUCAACUUAUCAGGCACAUGACUGCUUGUCUCUGGGAAUCAAAUUAAGCCUGAAGAUAAUUCAAGGUUCAUCAGAAACACAUACCUGCUCCAAGAUCUUGGAGAACAUGGACACUGCUGCAUCAUACAGCGCUGGGCUCCACCAGCACGUCACAGAGGUAACAGGAGGAAAUGGUUGGCUCGGCGAGUUUUCACUCUCUGGUAUUGACGCCUCUGGCUAUGAAACAUGGCUGCGCAGCCUCAAAGAUCACCCUGAUGUUAUUCACUAUUCUCUGAGACCACUGUACGAGCUGGCACUAUCGUGGUCAACUAUGAUUGGACUGUAUUUGGCCACACAUGAUUACCUCAAAGAACAUGGCGUCAGUUCUGGGACCAGUAAUCCAAGAUGUAGCGGCCGUCCUAACCUUGAUUACAACUGCUGUCCCAUCGAGACCCGCAGAGGAAAUCUAAGGGUGACCAUCGUCCGUGCUUGGGGUCUG
Messenger RNA from Cynoglossus semilaevis (tongue sole), 570 nucleotides. RefSeq names its product perforin-1-like. The transcript is spliced from 4 exons. Lineage: Eukaryota; Metazoa; Chordata; Actinopteri; Pleuronectiformes; Cynoglossidae. The record is from RefSeq and is a predicted model, not a curated record. Gene Ontology annotation, cellular component: membrane. Gene Ontology annotation, biological process: immunological synapse formation; T cell mediated cytotoxicity; defense response to virus. The annotation marks the transcript as partial. Gene Ontology annotation, molecular function: wide pore channel activity.